AUGUUACCCCAAUCAAUAAAGCGAUUGGUGGCAUUACUGUUAGCUAUGGGUAGGAAGAAGAGAGAGUGUGAAGGAAGGAAGGAGAUGAUUUGUCAUAGAAAAAAAACAAACCUAUUUAAUACUCAAGUUGUGAUAGACGGCGGAAGAUAAAUUAUGUCUGAAUAAUAAUUUGUAAUAUCAAUAAAAUUGAAAUGCAAAAAAAUGCUUUCGCAUUAAAAUUAUUAUAAAUAACAUGAGCUCAUUCUACAUACAUUGUUUAUUUUAUAGUAGAUUUAAUUAUUGAAAUACACUUUUAAGUAUUAGGCAUGA
Messenger RNA from Tetrahymena thermophila SB210, 309 nucleotides. RefSeq lists its product as hypothetical. The transcript has a single exon. NCBI's taxonomy places the organism in Eukaryota, Ciliophora, Oligohymenophorea, Hymenostomatida, Tetrahymenidae. The record is from RefSeq and is a predicted model, not a curated record.